Messenger RNA from Rhagoletis pomonella (apple maggot), 4006 nucleotides. Its product is annotated as mitochondrial thiamine pyrophosphate carrier-like. The record is from RefSeq and is a predicted model, not a curated record. The transcript has 2 exons. Gene Ontology annotation, biological process: thiamine pyrophosphate transmembrane transport. NCBI's taxonomy places the organism in Eukaryota, Metazoa, Arthropoda, Insecta, Diptera, Tephritidae. Gene Ontology annotation, molecular function: thiamine transmembrane transporter activity. Bases 223 to 1266 code for a protein of 347 amino acids. Gene Ontology annotation, cellular component: mitochondrial inner membrane.
AUCAAGACUUUAAAAGCUUAAUAAAUGCGGAGGCGAGCGGUUUGAUAUAAAUACAUAUUUAUAUAUGUAUGGAUAAAAAUUUGCUGCGUACCUGCACACAUAGAUGAAUGCUAAAGAAGGAUAGUUCGUAAAAGUGGCUAAAUUCUUCUCGCCCCUGCCAGUUCGAAGUGUAGACGAAUAACGUACCCACUGCCCCAUCAUAGCAACCAAUCUCGUUCCACAAUGUCCCAAGCAUCCACCAAAGAACUGCGCUUGCCCAAGCCAGCCGACGUUGAGGGCAGCGUGCAUCACACUUCGGCCCAUGAUGACUAUACCUCAGCGCAGGCGCAACUAAAUCAAAUCUACGCUGGCGCAAUCUCAGGCGCUUUAACACGCUCCUUAACGCAACCGUUCGAUGUGUUGAAAAUACGUUUUCAGCUGCAAGUCGAGCCGCUCUCAAAACACACGAAAAGCAAAUACACCUCGCUGUGGCAAGCCAGCAAAUUAAUCUAUCACGAGGAGGGCUUGCGUGGACUCUUCAAAGGACACAAUGCCGGCCAAUUCAUGAGCGUCGUCUACAGUGCCGGUCAAUUCUGGUCCUAUGAACAAAUACGCGCUAUUAUGCGCGACACGCCCUUCAUGUCGACGCACCACAACGUCAUGAACUUCAUCGCUGGCGGUGUUGCCGGCUGUGUGGCGACCAUUUUCUCCAUUCCCUUUGAUGUGAUACGCACACGCUUAGUGGCACAGGAUCCGGGGCAGGGCUAUCGCAAUAUGCUGCACGCCAUACCGAUUAUUUGGCGCACCGAGGGCGUACGAGGCUACUUUCGCGGCCUGCAUCCGACGCUGGUGCAGAUUGUACCACUUGUGGGCUUCAAUUUUAUGUUCUACAAAAAAUUCAAUGAAAUGAUGGUGCACACACGCUUGGCCAAGGACGAUUUGCUGCCCACCUGGGUAUUGUUGUGCACCGGUGGUGCAGCUGGAGUGGCGUCCAAGGCGGUCGUCUAUCCGUUGGACUUCAUCAAGAAGCGAUUACAAGUGCAAGGAUUCGAACACCAUCGCACCAAAUUUGGGCGGACGCAACGUUGUCAUGGUGCUUUCCAUUGCAUACAGCUGACUAUGAAAGAGGAGGGCGCCAUGGGUUUCUACAAGGGCAUGUAUCCGACGCUGAUCAAAUCCGGUUUGAUGACUGCCUUCUACUUUACCAUCUAUGAUAGAUGCAAAUUGCUACUUUACCGGUACUAUAAUCUGGGCGGCGAAGGACGUACACCGUCCUCAAAGACAUAAAGACAUAGAGCAUAAAGCGGUGGUGAAGUGUAGAAGUAGAAGGAGUGGAUGAUCGAUGAGCUUUUGUUAUUUAUCAAUUGGAUCGGCUUGACUGAGGUGUAUGUAAAUUUGGGGCUGCAGUGUAACGCUGCAGAUGAAGAGUAUACACCUUUACUUACUUAUCCAUACCUCAUUAUUAUAUACUCUAAGAGCAUAGAAUAUAGAUUGGUUUAACGUUUAAGAGGCAAAAAAACCCAAAAGAAACUGCUAAUUGUAUAAAAUUGAUUAACAUUUAAGCGAUAAAGAUUGUGACUACCACAAAAGAUAUUGUGUUAAAAAUACGCACACAAACAUACAUAUUUAAUUUUAAAAGAAAGAAGACAAAAAUUGCUAAGCAGGGCUCACGAUUUGCACAUUCGUACCUUUUGGCAGUCACGGAAUUGGUGUUGUCUCGAAAGUUUUAUCGAGUAUGAUUUCAGUUCAAUAAAAAAAAAAAAAUCCAAACAACCCCACUCUGUAACUGCUGAAAUGUACAAAUUGUGUGAUCCCUGCUUUACUUUGAGCGAUUCUCAAUUAUGUAAAAGUGCAGUAUACCGCCAGUUUAUUAGACACAUGGUGUUGCUAAAUUAAAUGAUUAAGAGUGUUCGUCGCUUUCUACGGAUUAUCACGAUUUUGUCAAAUCGCGUUCGUGCAGACCAAAAAGGCGAGAAGUGAGGAGAAGCGGCAAAUUCUUUGCUGGAAAUUUUUUCGCUGGCAAGAAUUGCAAGCAGGAAAUAAUUUGAUUACACAUAAAAUUGAGCGAUUUACUAAUGAAAAAGGUAAAAAAAAAAUAUGUGUUUACUUAGCGAAUUUAAGUAAUUUCUAUGCUUUGAAAGGUAUUUGGCUGAAAAAGCUAUAUUCGCAAUUGCAACCAUAGUACAUAUAGUAGACCCGAUAGUCGCUACGACAAAAAAAAAAUUGUAAUGUAUUUCGACGAAAGCUCGAAUAAGAGCAAAUAUGUGGCAUUUUGAAAAAAAAAAACACACACACUUGAGUCAAUUUAGAAUGUUCGACUUUUGAUUUAAAAAUAAUAAGUUUUCCUUAAAAUUUUUUUAUUUUUAUUUUUAUUACGUUUCUAUAAAAAGGCCACUUUUGAAACCACGCCUCUGGAUAGCUAAUCGUUAAAAAAUUACUUGGAAACCUAACAAAAUAUUGCUUUCAAAAUAAAAUGGCCUAACUCGAGAUAAGUGCUUUUAUAAAAACGCCACAUAAAUAACAAUUAAUGCACUUGCUGCAUUUUUCGAUGCACAUAACUGUUAUCUCCAUAAAAACUAUGUCGACAAUCUGCAGUUUACGGGCCAGUGCUGAGGUAACUUAUAGACUAAUAGCCUUGCUCAUAAAAACUAAAAAAGGUUUAUAAAUUGAAAACAUCAAUUUAUAAAGCUUUUCGUAUCUACUUUUUUUUAUGAAUAAGGCCAUAAAAGUAUUGAAGUAUGAAUUUGUAGGAAAUCACUUACAGCAAUGGAGAUCGCUAUUGAUUUUACUUGCAUAGUUUGACGAAAUGAAACAAAUGAAUUUGAAGUCUAAACUAUUUUUGCAAGGCUAUUUCGAUUGGUUAUUUUUUAUUUUUAUUUUUUAUUUUUUGCCGAACUUAGCCGUCGCCUUUUCGGUCACAUCUAUGUAUUCUACUCGAAUAAUAAAAAUGUUAGCUUAUUAAUAUAUGAAUACUUCUUUAGACAAAGUCUAAUGAUUUUUGUAAGCUUAAAUUUACUGACAUUAGGGAGGUACGUUACUGUGACAAGAACUGAGUAGUAAAACAGGUUCCUUGCGAUCAAUAAAAGUUGUCUCUUUGAUAUACCGUACUUUAAGAUCCGACUGUAAAUCAUACAUCUAACGAAAAAUAACAAAAGGUUACCCCACGCUCUGCAAAACAAAAAUAAUCGAAAAUGGCUUUGGAUCGAAAUACUUCCUUGGCAAAAGUUUAAUGAUCUUUGGCGACCUUUAAUUUACUGAUCAGCAGGCAAUGGCAAACAUCCGAUUGUAUACCGCUUCUCAUAAAAAUACAAUCAUCGUUCGGAGCCGGCGUAAAACUGUAGGUCACUCACUCCCCCUUUGCUUGACAACAUCAGCCCGCACGCCAUAAAUCGGAGCAGAAGCUCGGCCAAAACCUCACAUACUUUGUAAAGGCAAAUUUUUUGUUAUAGGGUGGUACGUUAGGGUUCGAACAAAAAAAAAAAGUAAAUUUUUUUUCGAAAUGGCAUUUCAAAUAUACUUUAGACUCAGGGGUGUACGACGAACUCUUUUUACUCGGUACGAUCUAGUGUACACACAUACAGACAUAUUUGACUUAAAAUUAAAUUAAGUAUUUUGUAAAUUUCCAAUAUUUAAAAUUUUUGGUAAAGUUUGGCUCAAAUUAAAUACCUACUAUUUUUUCAAAAUUACGCUCUCCGGUAUUGCCUUAAUAAAUAAUUCUCCACCAGUAUACAUAAAUAUUUGCGUACAGUUUCGGCAAAAAAAAUACGGAUGUGACAUUUUAAAAAGUUUUAGCUUUUUUUUCUUUUCUUUAUUAUUUUUUUAUGAAAAUAUAGCUCACUCUCUAACAAAAUCCUUGCAACGCCAAAUAUCAAACUUUGUAGUAAAACUAGAAAUUAUACUCUGAAUAUGUAAAACAUUUUGGUAUGCAGUUUAGUUGCCCAUUAAAUUGUAGUAUAAUAAAGUUCAAGUUUGAAUUAGGUAGUGGUAAACAAAAUAUGUUCGACAAUAUUUUCGUAUGGAGGAAAAA